Molecule: messenger RNA, 3540 nt
Organism: Cladocopium goreaui
Lineage: Eukaryota; Dinophyceae; Suessiales; Symbiodiniaceae
Source: the annotation of a GenBank genome assembly
AUGGCCCCGGUGUGUCGCAUCUGUUUGGACGCGGAGGGCGCCUUGAUCCAGCCCUGCGGAUGUCAGGGCUCCAUGAAGUGGGUGCAUGCGGAGUGCCUGGCGCAGUGGUGGCAUCACAGGUCCACUGGUGGCGUGGAUCUUCCAGAAGUUGACAGUCUCACGCGCUGCGACGUCUGUGGCGAAGCGUUGGCGCUGGUGCGGACGUGCCAUGCUGGCCAUCGCCUCUUUCGCUUCUUCAAGCACCGCCUGCAGGGCUGUCGCGAGGCAUUGAGGCAGCUGCCGGAGCAGCUGCGGGAGGAAGGGCGGCUUAUUCGGCAGUCCCUGCGGGAAAGGAUAGGAGGCUCCAAGAUCCACGGCAGCUCGCUGCUUCUCUGCUUGUUGAUGUUCUGGUGGACCCUGGGAGCCAUGAGAGUCCCAGGUCCAUCCACAUCGUCGACGCUGAGUCCGCGGGCCGUGCACUUCAUGGAGUUGGGAUGUUGGACCUUUCCAGUAUUCCUAUGGUGGUCGGUGUUGAGACUGGCCAUCAAUUCCAGCGUGACAGGAGAGAACUGGCUGGCGCACUUGCUCAGGUUGGACCAGGAGGAGUGGAGGCAUCUCUUCGUAACGAUCUGCAUUUGUUUGCUGAUGGUUUGCGCCAUGAGCACCUUCGCAUCAGGGCUGGGGCCAGGCUUGCAGUCCGACCCCGUCCUCGCUCAUCUCAACUUUGCUGCCGUGUUGUCGCCGCUGGUGCCACUGGUCGCGAUGAUUGCUGAUCCGCAGUGGCUCUGGCAUUGGUGGCCUCCUAUUGAGGACAUGCUGGAAGCAGAAGUUCAUCUGCCGUGGGUGGCGGGCAUUUUCGCAAUCAUGAUGAGCAAUCUGCUGAUGGCUGGUUUCAUGUCCUUCAGCAAUCACAUGGCCUUGCUGAUAGUGGACCUGUUGCCAGAGACCCGCGCACAUCGGGAGAAGCUGCAGGAGAACAUGAGGCAUAUGGAUCCCAUCUAUGGCCUGUUAGUGGCCACCCAUGUGCUGAGCAGCAUCUUCGCAUCCCUUCAUCUUCCCACGAUGCUGCGCAGCCUGAUGUUUCUUCCAAGCGAGUGGGCACCAGAGCCCCUCCUGUCCGAAUUGCACACGAACCAAUGGUCGAAGCUGGGGGCCAUUGUGAUCUUCAUCGCUUCAGGAGAUUUACUGUGGCUGGCCAUCUAUGGAUCUCCUUGGUGCAUCUACAUCGUUGAGCUCUGGUCUCUGACCUUUCUGGAGCUUUGUCGUAGAUUAGGUGCGGCUCCCUUUACCGUGGCAGCCGCGAUCAUUUGCUUCUUGGACGAAGAAGUGAACAGGUAUAGCAGUCAUUCCAGAUUUGGACAAUCCCCAUUGUUGCAACAGAGCAUUUUUGCGGGUAUGGAUCGGUGUGGAGAAGUGAACUUCACGAAUCGCGAACCUCGCGUUCUGGGAGACGAGGAGGUGAUCAUGGCCUUAGGCGAAGCCGUCUGUCAGGAGAUUCCCAAGUUCAUCUCGGCUAAUCCUGAGAACUUCAAGGGAUGGCCGGGGACGAUGAAGGAUUGGCAUAAAUUGAUGAUGACUUUCCAAGUUGACAACAAGGAGGUGCAUGACAAGACGACAUGGCCUGCAAACUCUGUGAUUCACGAAGCCAUCGAAAGGUAUUUCAAGCCCGAGGCGCCACCCAAGUUCUGGCACCGUGACGAGGAGUGGCUCUCGCGUUGUGAAGGCCGCGGCACUCGCAAGUGCGCUGCGGCACAUGCUGUGCUGGUGCGUGGCACGGGGCUCUUCCGAGUCAACGGACAGCAGGACAUGUACCAUCGAUGGCCUCAGAUCUACCAUCGCAUAGAUGUUUGCCAACCAUUCAAACUCACAGGCACGGCUGGGAUCUACGACGUCUUCGUCUCCGUGCGGGGUGGCGGCUUGAGUGGUCAGGCGGGAGCGACCCGCUUGGCCGUGGCCAGAGCUCUUUUUCAGGCAAAUCCCAACUGUCACGACCGGCUUCAGAAGGGUUUCUGCCUCUUAGAGGCUGGGAAUGUGGUGAUGGCAACUGUGUUCUUGUGGACUCUAGGAGAUAUCAAUUUGGGUUUGUUCAAAACGGGGGAUGCCCGAUUCAAUGGCUAUCUUCAGGAAUACAACGACCCAAGUACAGGCAGGGCUUACUACUACAACAAGCUCACAAAAGAAACUACUUGGGACAAACCAGCACCAGCGGCCCCAAAGGCACCAUCAGUGCCAGCAGCACCCGUUGCCCCUGAUGCUGACUGGACAGAGCACAAGGAUCCAGCCACAGGCAAGGCAUACUACUACAACAAACUCACAAAAGAAACCACUUGGGAAAAGCCAGCAACAAGACCAGGAUCAAGCAUGCCACCAGCACCGGCGGCCCCAAAGGCACCAUCGGUCCCAGGAGCACCCGUUGCCCCUGGUGGGCUUCCGCCUGACUGGACAGAGCACAAGGAUCCAGCCACAGGCAAGCCAUACUACUACAACAAACUCACAAAAGAAACCACAUGGGACAAGCCAGCAACGAGACCAGGAUCAAGCAUGCCAUCAGCACCGGCGGCCCCAAACGCACCAUCGGUCCCAGGAGCACCAAUUGCCCCUGGUGGGCUUCCAUCUGACUGGACAGAGCACAAGGAUCCAGCCACAGGCAAGGCAUACUACUACAACAAACUCACAAAAGAAACCACAUGGGACAAACCAGCACCAGCAGCCCCAAAGGCACCAUCAGUGCCAGCAGCGCCCGCUGCCCCUGGUGGGCUUCCACUUGACUGGACAGAGCACAAAGAUCCAGCCACAGGCAAGGCAUACUACUACAACAAACUCACAAAAGAAACCACUUGGGAAAAGCCAGCAACAAGACCAGGACCGAGCAUGCCACCAGCACCGGCGGCCCCAAAGGCACCAUCGGUCCCAGGAGCACCCGUUGCCCCUGGUGGGCUUCCGCCUGACUGGACAGAGCACAAGGAUCCAGCCACCGGCAAGGCUUACUACUACAACAAAAUCACAAAAGAAACCACUUGGGACAAGCCAGCAACAAGACCAGGACCGAGCAUGCCAUCAGCACCGGCGGCCCCAAAGGCACCAUCGGUCCCAGGAGCACCAAUUGCCCCUGGUGGGCUUCCACCUGACUGGACAGAGCACAAGCAUCCAGCGACAGGCAAGGCAUACUACUACAACAAACUCACAAAAGAAACCACUUGGGACAAGCCAGCAGCAAGACCAGGACCGAGCAUGCCAUCAGCACCGGCGGCCCCGAAGGCACCAUCGGUCCCACGAGCACCAAUUGCCCCUGGUGGGCUUUCACCUGAAUGGACAGAGCACAAAGAUCCAGCCACCGGCAAGGCAUACUACUACAACAAAAUCACCAAAGAGACAUCAUGGCAACGACCCCCUGGCAAGUCAGGAGCUUCUCCCAUCCUCUUGUUGGCCUUUGAUUUCGACUGCACCAUCAGUUCCCUACACCUCUUCGAACACCUCUACCGCCGUGGCGGUGUGGACAUCCCGUCGCAGAUCAGCGUGUUGCAACAGCAAUGCUACGAGGUGAGCGCCCGGAGCUACUGA